CCCACGGGCCUCGCCCCCGGGGCGGGGCGGUGCCGGGGGCGGUCCCUCGGCCGGCCACGCCCCCGCCCCCCGCCCCCGGCCCGGCCCCGCCGUGCGGAAGCGCUGGGCAGCGGCGGCCGCGGGGCGCAGGUGCCGCCAUGAACCCCCCGGCGCGGCGGGUGCGGCUGAAGCCCUGGCUGGUGGCGCAGGUGAGCAGCCAGCGGUACCCGGGGCUGCAGUGGCUGGACCCCGAGCGGCGCCGCUUCGCCAUCCCCUGGCGCCACGCCACCCGCCACCCCCCCGCCCCCCAGGACCACGACACCAUCUUCAAGGCGUGGGCGCAGGAGACGGGGAAGUUCACGGAGGGGGUGGACGAGCCGGACCCGGCCAAGUGGAAGGCGAACCUGCGCUGCGCCCUCAACAAGAGCCGCGAGUUCCGCCUGCUCUUCGACGGCACCAAGGCCACCCCGCUCCAGCCCUACAAGGUCUACGAGCUCUGCGAGGGCCCGGCCGAGGGCACCGAUGGGGACGACUACGGCUGCAGCGGGGAGGAGGACGUCAGCCAGCUCCAGAAGAUGACAUCUCUGAGCAUCAUUGACACCCAGCAUGGGGGGGACCUGCUGCCCCCCUACCCCUGGCCCAAGGAGGAGCCCCAAUUCAGCAGCGGCUGCCCGCUGGGGCCCUUCGUGCCCCCCGCCCCAGCGCUGCUCCCCGGGGAGGUGGGGAGCACCCACGGGACCCCCGAGCUGCCUCCUGUCACCCUCACUGAGACGGGGCCCUCCCUGGGAAGCCUGGGGCCCCCCCCGGGCACCCUGGGGCCCCCCCCGGCCGCCUGCACUGUGGAGCACGCCAUCCCCAACCUGCUCAUCAGCCCCCACAUGCUGCCGCUGACCGACCUGGAGAUCAAGUUCCAGUACCGCGGCCGCCAGGUCUGCGUCCUCACCAUCAGCAACCCCCACGGCUGCCGCCUCUUCCACAGCAGCCUGGAGCCCACGCAGGAGCAGGUGGAGCUCUUCGGGCCGCUGACGCUGGAGCAGGUCCGCUUCCCCGCCACCGACGCCAUCCCCAACGAGAAGCAGCGCUUCUACACCCACCAGCUCCUGGACGUGCUGGACCGGGGGCUCAUCCUGGAGCUGCAGGGCCAGGACAUCUACGCCAUCCGCCUCUGCCAGUGCAAGGUCUUCUGGACGGGGCCCUGCGCCGCCCGCCGCGCCGGCCCCAACCCCAUCGAGAGGGAGAAGAAGACCAAGCUCUUCAGCCUCGAGGGCUUCCUCAACGGCCUCAUCCUGUUCCAGAAGGGCCAGACCAGCACCCCCCCGCCCUUCGAGAUCUUCCUCUGCUUCGGCGAGGAGUGGCCGGACCAGAAACCCAAGGAGAAAAAACUCAUCACGGUGCAGGUGGUGCCGGUGGCGGCGCGGCUGCUGCUGGAGAUGUUCUCGGGCGAGCUGUCCUGGUCGGCCGACAGCAUCCCCCUGCAGAUCUCCCACCCCGACCUCAAGGACAAGAUGGUGGAACAGUUCAAGGAGCUUCACCAGCUUUGGCAGAACCAGCAGCGGCUGCCGCCGGUGCAGCCGGAGCCCGGGGCCGCCGCCGGAGCCUGGGCGCUGCCGCCCGGCCCCCUGCCCCAGUGACGGGGGUGGGGGGGGGCUCCCAGCGCCCGCCCGAGCCCCGCAGCCCUCCGCGCUGGUGGAACUGGGAGCACCCAGCGCCGUCGCGCCCCCGGAGCUGCCGGCGACAAGCCCACGCGUGGUGUGGGGGCUCCCGCGGCCGCCGUCGCCCAUCCCCGGCGGGGUGGGGGGGCUCUAACGGGCGGGGGCUGGAGCCCUCCCCAUAGUUUUGGGGAAAAACAGCAAGAAAAGGGGGCGAGGAUGGGACGCGGCCCCCCCCACCCCCCGCCGGCGUGGGGGCACGCGGGCGCAGCUCAGGGCACCCGCAGGGCAGAGCCAGGCACGGCCCCGCGGGAAGAAUCAGGCCAAGACGUGGGGUUUUAACUUAUUUUUCUUUUUUUCAGUUUUUUUUUGGUUUUAUUAUUAUUAUUUUUGUUGUUUUUAAUCGGUUCUUAAGAUGGCUACACACCCCCGGAGGGAACAGCAUGCGCUCCAGCCGUGCCCGCGCCGGCCCCGUCCCCGCGCUCGCUCCAGCCGCCGCCUCCCCGCGCGGGCCGACCUUAAAAUAAAGCAAAUAAAAACGGGAGGGGGGGGGGGGGGGAACCCCAAACGCAGCCCGCCCCACCCCCCCACCCCCAAAAAAAAAACCACAACCAAA
Messenger RNA from Phalacrocorax carbo (great cormorant), 2244 nucleotides. The record is from RefSeq and is a predicted model, not a curated record. NCBI's taxonomy places the organism in Eukaryota, Metazoa, Chordata, Aves, Suliformes, Phalacrocoracidae.